AUGGCAUCAUCACUAUUUUCGCUUGCCACCUCUGCCAUAUUUGGCACGAUAUCAGCUGCAGCGGACCAUGUCAAAGGCUGGACGAAGAACAUCCACUGGGUAUCACUAAAGGAAGGCCAACGAAUGGCUAGAGAGCAAAAGAGACCAGCCAUGAUUGUGUUCCACAAACCGUGGUGUCGAGCAUGCAAAGCUCUGAGGCCAAGGUUCGCCAACAAUCGAGAGAUUGAACUGCUGGCAAAUGAUUUCAUAAUGAUCAGCGUUGAAGAUGAUGAAGUUCCUCGGAGUUCUGAACUGAGUCCUGACGGAUCUUACAUUCCUAGAAUUCUCUUUUUGGACCCAGAAGGCAAUGUGCUGAGUCACGUGUACAACCAGCAGGGCAACAAACAGUACAAGUAUUACUACCCGGAGACUGCUUCAAUUGUUGAAAGCAUGAAGCAAGUAUUGAAACAAGCAACCGUGAGGCAUUUAAAAAAAUGA
Molecule: messenger RNA, 477 nt
Organism: Candidula unifasciata
Lineage: Eukaryota; Metazoa; Mollusca; Gastropoda; Stylommatophora; Geomitridae
Source: the annotation of a GenBank genome assembly